AUGAUGGAAUUAGCAUUUGAUAUUGGUGCCGAGAGAAGCAAAAGAGAGACUGCAAUGAGUAAUCUUGUAGUGUUAGCUAGAGAAAAGGCAGGAGCCGAUGUAAUGUUCCGUGAGAAUAUAGCUACUCGUGUCGAGGAUUCAAAGCCAGAUCAACAAUUAGUUGAAGAUAAUAAGAAUGAAAUUGAUACAAUUCUUACAUGCUUGGUUUAUGCAACAACAGAUCGUACAAUUACUGGCGAAGCUCGUGAUGCUGUUGUAGAAUUAUUGAUCAGAAAUGCUCAUCAUCAAACACUUAAUUGGGCUGAACGUCUUAUCGAGCAAAAGGGUCUUUAUCGUUUGAUGGAAAUUUGUAGUGAAUUAGAGGAAUAUAAAUAUGAGAGUGCAAUGCCAAUAACACCAUCGUCUAGAACCAUCGCUUCCGUUUGUUUAGCAAGAAUUUAUGAAAACAUGUACUAUGAUGAAGCUCGACAACGAUUCAUUGCUCACAUUGAUGAAUAUAUAAGGGAUAAGCUUUUAAAUCCAGAAUUUGAAUCAAAAGUUCGUGUUGUAGUCGCUUUAACAUCAUUUCUUCUUGGUCCAUUAGAUGUUGGCAAUACAAUUUUUGCACGUGAUGGAAUCAUGCAAAUGAUUUUAGCAAUGGCAAGUGAUGAUGAAUUGUUACAUCAAAAAAAAUUAUAUCAUUCAAAAGAUGAAGGAAUUCGAGUAAAAGCAGUAGUUGGAUUAUGUAAAUUAGGUAGCUCUGGUGGCCUUGAUGCAUCUAUUCGUCCAUUUGCUGAUGGAUCAACUGUUAAACUAGCUGAAGCAUGUCGUCGUUUUCUCAUUAAACCUGGUAAAGAUAAGGAUAUUCGUAAAUUUGCAGCUGAAGGAUUGUCAUUCCUUACACUUGAUGCUGAUGUUAAAGAGAAAUUAAUUGAUGAUAAAUUGGCUAUUCAAGCACUCAUUGAACUAGCUAAAACUGGAGAUCAAUCUGUCAUUUAUGGUGUUGUUACUACACUUGUAAAUCUUGUCAAUGCUUAUGAAAAGCAGGAAAUGCUUCCUGAACUUAUGGAACUUGCUAAAUUCGCAAAACAUCAUGUUCCAGAAGAAUCAGAACUCGAUGAUCCAGAUUUUGUAGCCAAACGUAUUAAUACAUUGGCAGAAGAAGGUAUUACUGUCGCCUUAGUUGCUCUAUCAAAAACUGAGAGUGACAAUGCCAAAGAAAUGAUUGCGAGAGUUUUUAAUGCAAUUUGCUCCAAAACUAGUGUUAGGGGAAAGAUUGUUCAACAAGGUGGUGCUCGUGUCUUAAUUCAGCUUGCAUUAAAAGGUACUGAAAAGGGCAAACGAAAUGCUGGUCAGGCUUUGUCACGUUUAGGUAUCACUAUCAAUCCCGAACAAGCAUUUCCUGGACAACGAUCAUUAGAAGUUGUUAGACCAUUACUUAAUCAACUUCAUCCAGACUAUAGUGCACUCGAGAAUUUUGAAGCACUUUUGGCACUUUGUAAUUUAGCUCAAAUGAAUGAUUCAGUUCGCAAUCGCAUAAUGAAAGAGAAAGGAAUGUCACGUAUUGAAAUGUUCUUAAUGGAAGAUCACAUUUUGUUGACUAGAGCUGCCACACAAGUAAUUUGCAACAUGGUUUUGAAUGAGGAUUAUAUAAAAUGGCAUGAAGGAGACAAUGAUCGCGUAAAAUUCUUAGCACUGUUGUGCGAGGAGGAAGAUGAAGAAACAGCUUUAGCAUGUAGUGGUGCAUUAGCAAUUCUGACAUCUAAUAGUGCAAAAUGUUGUGAGAAAAUGAUAACUCCAUCGUCAUGGCUUGAAAUUUUGCAUACGUUAAUAGCGAAUCCAAGCCCUGAUGUACAGUUUAGAGGAAUUGUCAUAAUUCACAACAUGAUUCGACAGAGUAAAACAGUUGCUGAGAAAAUAUUCGAUACUGAUGUUUUGCAGCUUUUAAUGGGUGUCACUCAGCUUAACGACGAGAAAAGAUCAAAGGCAAUUGAAGAAGCCAAAUUAUGCCUAAAGACAGCAGAAGAUAUGAAAUUAAUUCAAGAAAAGAAAGAUGAUGCAAAUGAUAUGAUGCCAGAUGUCUUUCAACAGCCUCAAAAUGAAGAUUUAGAAGAAGAAAACGAGUGAAUGCCUAAAUAUGUGCCUUUAGUUUGUUGUUUUUUAUCAAACAUUUUUAAUGAAACUUUACAGCUAAAACUUUUUGUAUUUCUUGACCAUUUUGUACUUAAUUGAUUUUCUAAAUUGCAUUUUAGACAUCAAAUUUAUUUAAAUAAAGUUUUUUCUUUGAAGAAUUAAUAGU
Chironomus riparius is the source of this 2278-nucleotide messenger RNA. The record is from the annotation of a GenBank genome assembly. Lineage: Eukaryota; Metazoa; Arthropoda; Insecta; Diptera; Chironomidae.